Exophiala viscosa is the source of this 2232-nucleotide messenger RNA. RefSeq names its product fungal-specific transcription factor domain-containing protein. Gene Ontology annotation, biological process: DNA-templated transcription. The record is from RefSeq and is a predicted model, not a curated record. The coding region runs from base 1 to 1983 and encodes 660 amino acids. Gene Ontology annotation, molecular function: zinc ion binding; DNA binding. NCBI's taxonomy places the organism in Eukaryota, Fungi, Ascomycota, Eurotiomycetes, Chaetothyriales, Herpotrichiellaceae. The transcript has 6 exons.
AUGCCGAUCAACAGACAGUGGACCUAUCUAGUUGCAGUCCUCGAGCUGCCUGAUUAUAAGGUCCCCGAGGAACCUCGAGGCACUGUACUCCUGGAGGGGGAAUCCACUCCAAUCAUCUCGCGGAUUGUCGGGUCAUUCGAUCCUGCAAAGACACAUCACGCGUCCUCGAGUUCAAGUGUCUACCAAGCAUCUUGUGGGACGGAAGUCAUCUACUCGUAUUACCCAUUCAUCUCGGCAGAUGCGAUUCAUCAAAUCCUGUUGGAAGAUUUGCACUACUUGGAAAGACUGGGGUGUUACCGACUACCGUCAAGACCUUCGCUGGACGAGUUCGUCAAGGCAUACUUUCGUUAUGUCCAUCCACAUCAACCCAUCUUGGAUGAAGGCGAUUUCUGGCGAGCCUACACAAGGCCUUUAGCGUCAUCUAGAAAGACCUUCUCCAUCUUUGUCUUCCAAGCAAUGCUUUUUGCUGCAUGCACUUUUGUUCCGUUCUCAACGAUCGAUCGACUUGGCUUCAGCAGUUUCCAAACUGCCCGUGCAACAUUUUACCGUCGUGCCAAGGCCCUGUUCCAUAUAGAUUCGAACAGAGAUACCCUAUCUAGUGCUCAGGGCGCCCUUCUGCUUACCUACUAUGUCUCUGCCUCUGAUGCAAAAGUGAACAGUCACUGGCUGAGCAAUGCCAUCUGUCUAGCCAAACUAGCUGAUGCUCAUCAAAGUGAAGGCCUUAAAACGACUUCCAUCGAACGCCGGACUCAAUUAAAGCGGCUCUGGUGUUGCUGCCUGCUUCGAGACAGAAUCCUGGCACUCGGACUAAGCAGACCCAUGCAGAUUGACGGGGAUGAGGAUGUCCUCUUUGGUGUCGAAGACAGACUUCUUCACGCAACAACAAAGGAUUCGAUGGUGUAUGAAUCCAGCACGAUAUCAAAUCUGAUGAAGUCCUUCACUUCGCUUUGUGAUCUGGCCGCCUCGCUGAGGCAAACCCUCAAAAUCCUGCCACUGCAUUGCACAGGACCUAUAUCUGCGGAGGUGGAGACAACUCUAAGUAGAGUACAGGCAUGUUCAGAACAGCUCGAUCACUGGUUCACAGAAGCGAAAGCCAGCUGCCAUAUGGAUGGCCUUGCCGACGAUGCUGUCACGUUGCACAACAACGUCAUCUACGUCUACUACCACUCGGCCAAAAUAGGACUAUGGAACCACGCAAAUUAUGUUUCGAGCACACACGGCUGCGCAGUACAUGUGAAGUUCUCUCAUGGCCAUAGGGAAGUGGAAGCUGCCAUACACGGCAUCGACGCGAAUCUGCAGCAGAUCGCGGAACAUAAUCUGCUACAAUUCAUGCCUGUUACCAUUGUUGCAUACAUCGCCAUGCCCCUGGUCUGGCAUAUUUCGAAUGUGAAGCUGAACCGGCAGGGGCAUUCAGCCAGUUCCCGCAAACGUUUGAGCGUCUAUUUGACCGCCCUCAACAUCCUCAAAGAACGAUACGAGGGAGUCGAUCGAGUCCUGAGCCAUAUCCGUCAAGUGGUCACCUACCUCGAUACACGAGACGACACGCUCUUCUCGCAGUCAUCGCACGAUCGCGGCCUCGGCGAAUCGGUUCCCACCAGCAUGGACGGAGCCAAUAUACUCACAUGCAUGCCUCAAUUCUUCCUCCGAAUCAUGGUCAUUGUGCAGCUGGCCUUGGCACAGGGGCAGUACCCUGAAGAAAACGAGCUGCCAACAUCACUAGGCUCUCCCACGGGAAACCCCACCCACAGCAUGUGUACAUGCGUUUCGGAUGAUUGGAGCCUACCGGAUUUGGGAGACGCCUUCGAGGCCAUCACAGACUCCACGCCCCUUGGCGGUACACCUAGGUCAGACCAAGCAGAAAACAUGUGUUUUGAUGGUGAUGCUGCCGAGAAGACUAACGCUCUGGCAAGUACGAUUGAAUUCGACGACUUCUUUAAUCUGUCCUACGACGCGCAUUGUAGGAACACAGACAGUAUUGGUUAGAUCUGCCACCAGUAAUGCAGAAGGACUGGAUCCGGCAGCAAACAUGCCAGGCCGGAGAAGAUAGCCGCUUAGUAUUGUUAGGAUCGCAUGUGCUCUUCCGACCUGCACAGAGAUUGCCUGUCCUUACUGUCUCCUUUCUGACUUCUCGAUAAAAGCAAUGCAUGAAAGUUUGCAGCCCAACCGUCACAUCAUGGAAAGCUUCAGCCUGCUGGGGUUGGUAUUCAUGUCCCGCCCAACACCCUACUGUUG